Paramuricea clavata is the source of this 15842-nucleotide messenger RNA. Lineage: Eukaryota; Metazoa; Cnidaria; Anthozoa; Malacalcyonacea; Plexauridae. The record is from the annotation of a GenBank genome assembly.
ACAGAAUGCGUGUUCUAAUGCGCACUUAGAAAAUAUCAAAAUUUGAAAUUGUUCAGAAGCGAUAUUUUAUAUUUGAACAUCUGUUUAUUUGGAUUUCUCGUUAAAAAUAAGGCAAAGAAUUGCAGAAAAAUCAUUCUGUGUGUCUGUAAGGUAUGUAUAUAUAUUCAGUACAAGGAUAUUCGGUUUAAAUUUGAUGUAAAAGUUUAAAAUUGCUUAAUAUAUAAAGGGGCGAACAGCGAACGGGAUUAGUCGAGUACUGCAGACUUAUAUCGUUCGGCAAAUUCGUAUGAAAAAGUACCGAACUUUCGCCCUUAAUGCGAGGCUUUAUUUGGUGUUUUAUCGUGUCUGCAAAUAUUGGCAAAAUGAUCGAUUAUUUUGUGGGAAAACGUGCAAACAAAUUGAGGACUUGAGGUGAAUAAAUUGUCAACAAAAUAUGACAAUAUGGUCAAAUUUAUAAAAAUUUACUGCUAAUCCCAGAUAAGUGGCUUCUAUUUGGCUUCGUAAAAUUCUAAUUUAUGUCUUGCGAAACUCGCAAUUUUUAUCAAAAUUGUUUACUAUAUCUCAGUUUGUUGCAUGUUUACAAUAAAAUUGUCAUGUCAUGUAAAGUUGUUGAUCUUCGGACCGCAUAUGAUAAAGUUCAAUUAUCAGUAAAAUAUUAAAUUUCUGUUUACGUGUGUGUAUUUUAACGAAGUGGAUGCUCUGCACUUAAGAGCAAAUGUUUUUUUCAAAUUAGCUUUAAUUUAUAGUACGUAGCAUUUCAAAUAUGGGGGUCCAGUGUGGGUAGUAUUUUACAAUAAGCUGUAGUUUUCAAAAAUAUGAAGAAAAAAAAAUCCGAAACAUCAUAUGAGCUCAUUGUUGUCUUAUUUUGACUCAUGACUUGGGUUUCAAGUUGCUAAUCUCAAACAUGGUGAUAUGGUGUAGGUAAAUUCUUCAAUAAGCUGCCGUGGUUUGUGUCUGAACUACCUGAGAAGGAUAUCUCAAACGUGGUGGUCCAGUGUAGUUGGUAUUCUACGAUAAGCUGUCGUGGUUUGUGUCUGAACUACCUGAAAAGGAUAUCCCAAAUGUGGUGGUCCGGUGUAGGUAGUACAAUAAGCUGUUGUGGUUUGUGUCUGAACUACCUGAAAAAGAUAUCUCAAACGUGGUGGUCCAGUGUAGGUAGUAUUCUACAAUAAGCUGUUGUGGUUUGUGUCUGAACUUCCCGAAAAAGAUAUCUCAAACGUGGUGGUAGGUAGCAUUCUACAAUAAGCUGUCGUGGUUUAUUUCUGAACUACCUGAAAAAGAUAUCUCUUUAUGGUGUGACCAUGUUUGGUCCUAGCAUUUCACUGCCAUUACCUGUAGUUUGUUUUUUGAUACAGUUAAAAACGUUAAAUCAUAGUUCAAAUAGUAGGGUAUAUUAUCAGGUUUAAAUCCAUGGUCAAUGCUUGUUGUCACGUUGGCAAGGAAACCGUGUCUGGAAUUUAUUCAAUUAUACAGCUCAUUUAAUAUUCAGGAAGUAUAAAAAGUGUUUCAUGACAAAGAAAGUUUGUUGAUUCCCUAAGAAGCCAAAGUGAUUUUAAGUGGCUAUGUAAAAGACGGUUUUGUUUUGCAUUUAACAAGUUUGAGAAGUUUUAAAAUAUAAUUAGCCAUACCCUUCAUACCAUCAUGAUUUCAAUUUGUAUUAUUAUAUUCUAUAUUUGAACAGGUUAACUUGUUCAGCUAUUGAGUUCAAUUUCGGGUAUCCUACAAGGACCUGUGUUUACAAAUAAUACAAAAAACUCUAUUAGAAAAAUGUCUCUAAAAAGUCAAAUUAAGUCAAUUAAUAUUCAAAUUAAGUUAAAUUGUGGUUAGCUUUUAGCAACUAGACUCUGCGGCUGAGUGAUUAGAUCCCCACAUCAGAAUUACAGGAACACAGAUUCGAUGCCUGUCAGAUGGCCUACAGUUGUGUUUUUUACAACGGCUCCCUUGCAUGAAAUUUCCAUCUAAAAAUCCUCUAACAACUGAAAUUAUUAUACACAGUAUGAAAUCACAUGUUUGGCAACAUUUUUAUAAUAACUUUGACCACAAAUGUUCCGAAAACUUUGCAAGUUUGUUGCGAAGUUCAAAAGUUCAUAAUGAGAUUCACAAACCAGUUUGUAAACUACACAUCUGAUUGGCUUCUUUUACUUCAGGGACCAAUCAGGGACUGUUUUGCAAAUAGGCUUGUGAAUUCCAAUAUGAACUUGCAACCUUCCCAACAAAGUUUGGAACAUUUGUGGUCAAAGUUUUGUGAAAUCGACUGUAAUAAUAAUUUAGGUUUACUAAACUCUUUUGCAGUUUAAUGUAAACUAGAUACAAAAACUGAAUUAACCCAUUGAGUGGCAGCACUCUUCCCCUGACAAGUAAAAUCAUCUGGUGUUAGACAGAGUAAAAUAAUAAAGUUAAGGGGAAUAAGGGUGCAUCUGGGUGCAUUGCCACUUCCAUAAAGGGUUAACGAGUCUAGAUUUGACCUAUCAAUAAGAAAAGGGAUAAAAGGAAAAACUAUUUACACAACGUUUCAAUACCUGCAAACUUAAUAUAUUAAUUAAUUAGUUAUUUAAAUGUCUGCAUGAUGAAAAGUUAAUCAGAAUUACAGUGGUGGAUCCAGCAAAGUUUUUUUUUUGGGGGGGUGUGCUAACCAAUGGCAAAACGAGCGUCGAAGGCGGAAGAUUUCUAGGGUGUUCCGGGGCAUACUCCCCCGGAAAAUUUUUUAAAUUUGGGUCCCUGAAAUGACAUUUCCAGCAUUCUGAGAGAACAUUAUGGAAAAUUUUUAGAUUCUCAAAACAUUUAAAACAAAGUAGGUUGCAUCAGGUGCAAUGCAAUUCAGUGGGUUUAAGUGGCAUUGCUGAUCAUGGACCUCUCAUGUGGCCUACUUUGUUAUUUUACUCUGUCCAAUGCCAGACAAUUUUACUAACUUGUUAUUGGGAAAUUAGUGCAGCCACGUAAUGGGUUAAGAAGAAUUUUAAUGGUAACAAGAGCAAUGUUCUUUGAUUUUUCUAGUAGCCAAUGGAUUGUUUGUUAGGGAGGACAUGAAGUAAGUAAUAAUAUAUUAUAUUUUUUUAUAAUUUGUAGAUCACUUUUCGUCAGAUAUAAUUGAAUGCAUUAUAUAAUAGAUGCAGUAAUGUUCUUUUAAAAAAAUAUUUCUGGACAACCAUUGAUAAAUUGAUUGCCUCCACCAUGUUUUCAUACAGAUGAUUUUACUUGUCAAGGGGAGAAUCUAAUGAACUUUAAUGGUUAACUCUUUUUUUUCUUUAUUAUCAUGCGUAGGAGUUUGUUUCGUUCAAAGAAUCGUCGUGAUUCUUUCCCGAAGACCCACAGUUCUCGCUCGUCUUCAGUAACAAGUGGUGGAGAUAGUGGAAUAGAUGAUGAUUCAAACAGAUCUGGUAAGCAUGAGUCAUUGAGCCACUCUACAUGCAUAUUGCAAACAGGACAUUAUUUUUUGACUACUGUUUUUGUUUUCAAUGAUUAUUUCUCAAAAUAAUAAAUAUUAUUAGAGCAGCAGUAAUGUUUUUGCCAGUGAGCAUACUGUAUUCAUAUUUAAUGUUGAGAAUUAUUAAACCCUCUGAUAAAUAUUAAAAAUUGUCUUUUGUUAAACAGAGUACAAUAAUAGACACACUGGCAGAUUAGUUUGGUUAGCCCAUUAAUGUGCAUAAUGCAAGUCUCUCCUCUUCAAAAGUAAAAUUGUUUUGCAUAGUAGACAGAGUAAGAUAAUAAAGUACUCUGGGCACAUUAUAUAAUAACUACAGUGAAACAUGCAAUUUGAUUGGUCAAUAGCCGUGCAGGAUCAGGCUAUCCUGCAUGAGGAAUUAAAAUGCCUUAGCGGGAUUCUCAAAAUGUCAUUGUUUCACAGACUGUAGUUAUUUUAUAAAACAAUUACCAAAUGGUUUUCCAAGCAGGAUAGCGUAACCAUGCACUUGGGAUGUUGCUCGACUUUCGGAAAGCAUAAAAAUACACUUGUCUGCAGCUCAAGUAUUUUUACGCUUUCCGAAAGUCUCGCAACAUCCCUCAUGCACAGAUCAUGCAAUCCUGCACGGAAAACCAUUCGGUAUUCCUUUAUUGGGGAACAUUGCAGCUAAGUGGGUUAAGGAUUGGGUUCAAAGGUGUGGCCGCAUGGCAAACCCCAACACACCAUGAGAAAUAACCAAAUUUUUCAAACAGUUUGACGCAACCUACAAUCCAUAGAUGGUUGAAUUUAAUUCUUUGUUGUUUCGUUAUCAGGCUCCUCAGCAUCAACCAUGAGUAACCGCAGUGGUCAAGUAAGUUUUCUUUACUUGUCAUACGUUUUGUACAUUUAUUCACAUAGUAUGGAAUCAGCCUUUACUAUUUCAGAACCAUCCUCAAGAGAUAUGAAACACUAGUUUCAUAUUAUUCUGACACUGCAGACACAGAAUACUACACAGAAGGCCAUCUCAAUUGCUUUUUGCGAAAGCGCUAUUCGUCAUGAUCCGUCACUUAGCAAGUACUCUGAACAGUUAGUUUGAAGUAGUCACCCCCUGGAAAUAUCCAUGGCUUUCCCCACACAGUGCCAUUCUGUGUAGUAUAAUAGUAUUCUGUGCUGCAGAGUCAAGGGGAUUGGUAGUGAGUCCUAUCCAAUUUAAGUGGACCAAAUAUUUUCUUGAGACUCUUAGUCUGGUUUACACUAUCAAAGUUUCUGUGAUCACAGUAGGAAUUUUUUGCAUAGGCAAAUUAUUAGGAAGGGUUUGUAAGAAAUAUUUGAGGAAACUGACUUAUUGUUAAACACUGACUAAAAACUUAAGGUGCAUUGGGGUGCAUUGCAGCUUAAUGGGUUAAUUAAAUAGAGGAUAUUACACGGCAGCGCGAAGAUAUGAAUUUUAUCUUCGAGUGGUGAAAACAAUAUUUUACGAGCGAGUGAGUAAAAUAUUGUUUUUAACACGAGAAAAUAAAAGUCAUAUCUUCAAGCCACCGUGUAAUGUUCUGUUUAUUGUAUAGUCCCAAGUAAAAAAAUGUGAAUUUUCACGCUCAAAAGCAAAUUGGAAAAAGUUAUGUGAUUGAUAUCUUCACUAGUGAAGAUAUGGAAAAUAUCUCACUGUGUAUUUUUUUAGUAUCUCACUUUCUACUAUAUAAUAAUAUUUAUUAUACACGUAAGUAAGAAAUCGUAUUUGUGCGUGAGGUUUGGCAUGUAUAAUGUACUCCCACAUAAAUCUUAUCUGAUCCUGCUCAGGAAGGACUUUUUUGUGGUCACGAGUUAUUUCAGGAACUUAAUAAUUGGCAGGAAAUUCUUUUAUACAAAGAAAUCUUUAUUUACGAAGAUAUUACUAUCAAUACUUUAACUAGAAAGUUAUAUCAAACGUGGUGGCCCAGUGUAGGUAGUAUUCUACAAUGAACUGCUCAGUGUGGUUUGUAACUGAACUUCAAGAAGAUAUCUCAAACAUGGUGGUCCAGUGUAGGUAUAUAAGUAUUCUACAAUACAAUACGUGGUGAUGUAGGUAGUUUUCUACAGUGAGAACACUCGACGCCCACGUCUUAGAAAUAUUUUUCUGGUAGGUCAGACGCAAACCUUUGCAGCUUAUUGUAGAAUACCUACCUACACUGGACCACCAUGUUUGAGGUAUCUUUUUCAGGUAGUUCAGACACAAACCACGACAGUUUAUUGUAGAAUACUACCUACACUGGACCACCACGUUUGAGGUAUCUUUUUCAGGUAGUUCAGAUACAAACCACGACAGUUUAUUGUAGAACACUACCUACAUUGGACGUCCACGUUUGAGAUAUCUUUUUCAGGUAGUUCAGACACAAACCACGAUAGCUUAUUGUAGAAUACCUACCUACACUAGACCACCACGUUUGAGAUAUCUUUUUCAGGUAGUUCAGACACAAACCACGACAGCUUAUUGUAGAAUACCUACCUACACUGGACCACCAUGUCUGAGAUAUCUUUUUGAGGGUACUGCUAUCUGUAUUUUUUAAUUGAAAUCUUAUAGAAAUAAAGUAUUCACGCUUAAACACUGCAUGCCACAUAUCAUGUCUUUGAUGGUAUAACCAGCAUUUUAUCAAACUAUACUAAUUGCCAUUAUAAUUGCCGUCAUAUCGUUGGCGUUUGACGUGCUAUCGUGACGUUUUUCGUUUUGUUUUGACGUUUUCCGCGGCACAAAUAUUUGCCGUCGGAGAUUGUUAAAUAUCGUCUUUAGAAUUCUCAAAUUUAUACCAUAUUUAUAUUUCCGUUGGUCAAGGUUAUGUACCUAUAUUAUAAUGGCUUUACAUUAAUGGCGUAUGUCCAAUCACGUGUGACAUGCAUUGCCCAUGCACACAUUUAAUAUAUAUUUAGCACAUAAUUUUAUUUUAAUGGAUAUUUAUACGAUAAAAAUACAUGCCAUGAUAUAUAUAAUUAGGACAUAUUUCUGGUAGCUUCAAGAGUCGUGUGUGUGUGCUGUCUGUGACAAAUAUAAUUAGACUUAAAAAAACAACUCUUUGCAAUUAUGCAAUUAUACUUUAUAGUUUAUAGCUUGGUAAACACAAUUCUCAACAUUUUUACCAUAACUGUAUUCCCGUAAAACCUCAAAACUUCACAGAUGCCAUAGGCAUAGUAAUUUUGUUAAAGCCCAGUAUUUAACUAUAUUUAUCGGAAUGUGAUUAAAAUUUUGUGCACCUAUUAAUGUUGUGCUGUUCUUUCCAAUGCUACAGUUAAUUUGUUCAUAUUGAUACUUUUGAACACUCAGUCCCAGUCUCCUCAUCAAGUCCGGAUUUUAUGUUUAAAAAUAGAAUUUUUUCAGGUAAAAUAUUUGUUUUAAAAGGCAAUUUUGUCCGCCCAACCCCACCUUGUCCCCCUUUAGGAAAUUAGGGCAAGAGUAGCCCUUCUGUGUCCUUCUCCGGUGACCCUGGGCACAGAAUAAAGACAUACAGAAGUGUAACUUCCAUUACAAAACCGUAAGGCGCUUUUUACCGAAAUAGCUGGCGGCCAUGUUCUUAGCAAGUGCCCUAAAGAGAGGCAUUCACCCCCCUGGAAUAUUAAAUUUUCAAUAUGUUUUCAGGGGGGUGACUGCCUCUCUUUAGGACACUUGCUAAGAACAUGGCGGACUGAAAAAAUCCCUUACGCACUUUUAAUAAGAAGAUACACUUCUGUAUGUCUUUAUUCUGUGCCCUGGGUUAUAUUUCAUCCUCAUAUGAGAUUUCAACCAUGAUUUCAACAUAGACCUUAUUCAUAAAUCGUGACGAGGCCUCGUAUCCUAGGAAACGGCGGAAAACGCGGGAAAAUUAACAAAAAAUUACAAAAUGUUUUUUUGCUGUCGGCUAUGGCAGCUUUUUUCGUGAAUAUUACGGCUUUUUUCGAAAAUAAUAUCCAUAAAACUGAGCUUGAAAGUUGAAAAAAAUACUUCUGAGAAAAUAAAACAUGAUAUUUAAAGUAAAAGAUGCUGGAGUCAAUCGAAAAAGGAAACCUUUGACUUUGUAUUAUUGCCAAGUUUGUAUGGCCAAAACAAACAACCAACAAGGCUACAAAACGUCUAUACAACACCAAAAUCGUACGAAAUAUGGAACUAUUGUUGAAGAAAUAGGAUUACAACUCACUCCGAGGUAAUGUAGCCUUCAUUUUUUUACUUGUAAGCUGCUUGCAGAAUGUUAUCGAGCCACAGCCAUAGUUCAUAUUUUUCCGUACGAAUCAAUAACAUUUGACGUUCUCUUGUGAUUUUUGACCAGUUGUUUUCUUUCAAAUUCGAAAAAUUAUACUUUCAUUCCAUAGUUGUCUUGAUUUUUCACGGAAUAUAUUACCUUUAUAUUGACGUUAAAAUCUCAGUAAAAUACUGUUUUUCGCUUCUGGAUAAACACCAUCGCUACGUUGUCAUUUUUUCCACACAAAAACGGGAGAAAAACCAGUCGCUUUUAUAAUAUACUCGUUUACCGCUUUCGUUGUGGUAACAAAGUCUUAAAAUACACACAAAAAUCGUUAUAAAUCGCAACAAGAAACAAGCAGUUAAAGUCGACACAAUAGCAUCUGAAUUUGGCUUGUCAAGCAGUUUUCCCGCGUUUUGUUCCCGUAUCCUAGGAUCAUACGAGGCCUCGUCACGAUUUAUGAAUAAGGUCUAUUCCUCCGACUUUUCAAACCUUCUCAAAAUAUUGUAAAUUAUGGCUUUGCGAUUCCGGUGCAGCGCUCUAACCAACUGAGCUACAGAGGCCAGUUGUCGAGCUGUACCCGUAUAAAGUUCAUAUAUUAAACCUUCCUCGGGUGGUGCCCGCACACCUGCAGCUUUUUUACAACUCUGCCCGAUUUCAGGGAGAGUUUUAUGGCCCAUUUCUACUUAAGAACAUUUUCCGAAAAUAUCAUUGUAAAAUUUUCAAAAUAUUUUUCCGACGGAAAAUUUGUGUCGGCCAAAUCACAUUUUACAAAUUUUUCUUUCCGAGGGAAAUUUUCUUGAGUGGAAAUGGGCCAUCACUUUCAGUUAUUUGUGAGUUCAUGGCUCGACCAGCGUAUCUGUGUGCGUGAUUCACUUUCAUUACACAGCUAUUAUCUCAAACGCCGUAGGGUUCUCACAUUGCUAUUCUUUGACACACCAACCCUGUGUAUUUAAAAAUGUCAAACAUGCAUUAAUAAAAUUUAUCCAUUCUGAUCACAAACAAACUACAUUAUACACAAAAUUUCAUUCGUGUACAUCCAAAAAGAUUCUGUACGUGUUCCGAAGAGCAAUUCAUGUCCUCAGCCACUGUUCGCCACAAAUAAUUGAGCAUUGGAGCUGUGUAUUUGUAUGAUAUAAAUCCUGUAACUGUAUCACACCGUUUGGGGCUGAAAUUUUAACUCGAGGUAUGUACUGCAUUGUGCUAUUUUAAUUAAACGAUAAAUCACAUUUUAUUUUAGUUUAUAUACAAGGAGACAAUAAUGGUUUGACACAAUGUCAAUGUAAAACCAUGCAAUAAUACCCAAGAAUGAUUGAGAAUAUAGUUUGGUUGUAACUUACUGUACGUUAUGGGGCUUGUAUAACGGUAAUCUCACUUUGAUCACAGAUAGCAUUUAUGUAGAAUAAAGGGAAACGAGUAAUCAGAUAAUCCCAGGUGUAUGGCAUAAUGAAAACGGUAUAAACAUUGGAGAUUUAUAUCAAACUUUAUACCAUGCCAGAGUUAAGUUGAGCUGAACCUCGCGGUUUGAUAAUGUAGAUUUGAGGCUGGUUUAAAGCCUGGUAUCGAUUUGGUAGGGGCAGUCGCAAGCAAGCAUGCAUGUCAAGACAGCCAAUGUAUUAGGGCGCGUCCGUUAAACACGGCCAAACCCGACACAUUCAUCAAAUUGUUAAAUGGAAUAGAAAACUUUGGAGUUUCAGAUAGGUGUGACCGAAAACGUGGAUCCAUUUUGGUCGAUUUUGGUCGGGUUUCCGAAAAGCCCAAAACUGUCUAUCAAAUAAGAUACAGAAAUUCUGCUCUGACUGAUCUGAACAAUCAUGCAUUGAUGAAAAGGCGCGCAUAGAUAGAAUUUCAGUAUAUCCUUGUAAUCAGUAUAAAGAUUGAUUUAUUUUUAAAAUUUCCAAUUGACCACUUGCGUAAUAGACUAAAUUUUGAUCUAGACAAAAAUUUCAUCACAGCUUGAAAGAGCAUCACAAAAUUAGUAAUAUUCCAAAGUUUCGUUGCGAAAUGCUGUAAAAUGCAGAUAAUAUAGCCUUGCGAAGUUUGCAAUUUUCAGUCAUUUUAGAUUACAAACGGGAAAUUGACAGCCCAAUACCCUUUGGGGUAAAUUUAUCAGGGGAAACUUUGCUCGUUUGGGCUUUGGACAUCUGGGAAAAGGGCUUAUUCGUGGGUAUCUUAUUAACGCACGUUAAAAGGAUAGAUGGAAUGUUUAUAAAUUUAUUUAUAUACAUGAGUGUUUGUUUGUCCUAUUAACAGUAAUGUAGGGAUUGUGGCAGCUGUGAGUGACUUGUGAAUUUUUAUUUCAUGAUGUAAAUGUUUAUAUAUAGUGUUUCGGUUAUGUUCACAAGUCUGGAACAAGCUAAGUUGUUACCAUCUUGUAACAAGGUUGAUGAGGCCAACUGAUUGCGCCCCAAUACGCGCUACUUUAUUAUGUUACUCUGUCUAACGCCAGACGAUUUUACUCCUAAACGGGAGAGCACUUGCGCUCAAUGGGGUCAAUUCCAAUAGUUCUUAUUUUUCAACUUAAUCCCAAAUCUUUAAUCCUACCCUAAUCGCUAUCUUGAUCGUAACGUAUUUUGAUAUGUCCAGUUCAGUACUGUAUAUAGAUCAGUACUUCAUGAAGGCGUAGAAAAAAUAGGCACACCAUGCGUUCCAUGAAUUGCAUCGAUUACCUUUCUUAUUAUAGUGCAAAGCCAUGCUGCAAGGCAUGCAUUUAGUUGUAUUUUGUUGUAAUUUCGUGUAGCUGAAAAUUGGCAUGCAAAUUUGCUUAAAUAAUACUUUAUUUACUGGGGUUUUUUAUGAUCGUAAAGAUUUAGCUUUACUAUUUACAUGAUAAUGCUGUCGUUAUACCAUAUACUGCAAAACUUUGUUUUAUAUUUUAAAGCAUUACAUCGUAAUCCUUGAUCUGAUUUCUAUAUAAUAAUCUUUAUUUCAAAAGGGUUUAAAAUAUUGUAUAGCCAAUAUUCCUGGUAAGUCAAAAGACUUCUCUUUCCUAGGGCCCACACAAGUGAAACGAUGUACUCCUAAAGGUAUAUGUUACAAAUUACAGCAUUAGAAUGGUCGUUUCAGAAUAUCUUUAUACCAGACUGGAAAUUCAAUUAGCCAUUUCCCAGAGUCCUGGGUCUAGUCGCGCGAAUCCCUUUUUAGAGGGACAAGAAAUAUGGCAGCACACAUUUAAAUUAAAUGUUUAAUGUAAAAAGGAGAUAUUUCAUUUUUGAUUGUGUAAAAAGUUGAUAUUUGAUAGUAGAUACUUCUACUCUUUCACAUAUUUGACGCCUGUCUCUAUAUAUUUUGUCCCUCCAAACGAUCCCAGAAUGCACUGUGAUCUCUUUGGGGAAAAGGCUAAUUAACAAAUCCUGGCAAAUAGCAGCUUUUUAUAGCCCUUGUUUAAUAGAAUUUCUAAAAUUAUAUCUUACGUUUUCUGCUAUACGUAACGUUUAUUUUAUGAUACACGCAGAGUGAUGACGCAUGCACGACCAGAGAAAAUUUUACGAUGAUUAUAAGAGAAAAAAUUUUAAGAUGAUUAUAUUUCGAUUCUAUCACAAAUUCAUCGUCAGACCAAGUAAUAUACUGGAAUUUUUUUUCCAAAUCCUUGGUUCACACUAUCAAAGUUUCUGUGAUCACAGUAGGAAUUUUUCAUAGGUAAUUUCUAAGUUUUGAAGGAUUUGUAAGAAAUGUUUGAGGAAACUGACUCGCUGUUUAACACUUAGUUAAUUCCUUCUGACAUUUCUUACAAAAUCUUCAAAACUUAGAAUUUACCAAUGCAAAAUUCCUACUGUGAUCACAGAAAUUUGAUGGUGUAAACUAUAUAGCCUUCAUACCAAUCCGUAACCAUAACAAAACCCCCACACCAUUACACCAAGAAUGUAGCUUUUCUAUAUAAUGCCCGCUUUUCAUUCCGAAUGCUUGCGAAGCAGGGUGCCUAGUUAACUCCUGUUGACAUCCACAAACGUUCACACAAAGCUGAAUCAUUGGUGCAUGUCUAGGUCAAAUAUUAUUGGUCAAAGGGCUCAUUAAAAUAUGUUGGAUAAAGGUUUAUUAAUGCCGAGUUAUGUUAAUUUCACGUUUUGAAACUUCGCUACUGAGAACUAAAUUAUUCAGCUAUUUUAUGAAUCUUAAUUCCUCAAUGUGGGUUGAAAUUAUCGAGGUUGCGAUUCCUUCCUUUGUGGAACUUAUGUGACUGCUUUUAAGUUGAAUUGUAUCUAUUUGACUGGUAUCAACGUCAGGAUAUCUUCAAUUUCCUUCUUUGAUGUGUUUCCAAACAAAGUUCUGCAUCGCUUGGCUCUGAAGGGUUAAAUUAUAAACUUAAAUUGUGUUUUCGUCACUUGAAUCAAGAGUCUUUCAAAAUGCCAGUGCCGGGUUAUCGCAGAAGCCGUCUGGUAAGUGUCUCAGAUAUUCUAACCACCAUUCUAAUGUUCUAAUUUGUAACAUAUACCUUUAGGCAUACAAUUCAUGGAUUAGCUAUAAUACACUAUGGUAUUAAUGGAGUCUAUGCCCAAACUAUGUAAACACAAAUUUACGUUUAACAAAUGCUUUUGAACUACAUGUAUUUAAUUUAGUAGUUGAGGCAUUUAAUCUGGACAACCUUAUUCUAAUUUCUUUAAUUGAUACAUUUUAGUGCAAUCGAAAUCUUUUUUGUAUCAUUCCAUAGUAACUUGCUGUAUAUUGGUUUGUAAUAUGCCAUAAUUUGCGAGAAGUUUCUAUAUGUAAUUACUUUUGAAAUGGCAAAAUGACAGAUAUGCAAAUUUUUCGAUAAUUUCGUAAUGUUAUUGUGACCUUAGAAAACUUGGCCUUGUGAAGUUUUAGUUUUAAUACUGUAAAUAGCACGCGUGCGAUAUUUUGAGGUUUUUAAUUGUACCUCACUGACACAUAUUUGAGCUGGUACAAGCUUGAGACUCGUAAGAACUGUUUAAGGCUACUGACUCGGUGUUAAACAAUGAGCCAUUUCUUACAAAUCCUUCAAAACUUAGAAAUUUACCUAUGCAAAAUUCCCACUUUGAUCACAGAAAGUUUGUUAACGUAAACCAUCCUGAAACAAAACCCAGUAUUCUGAAAGGUAUCCGAUCAAGCAUCCUAAAAAUACGAGUUAGAAUAACAAGGGGGCAUAAUACCAACAAAUCUUUAUCGCGAUUUACGAGUCGAUUUAAAAUUUGAUGUUAACAUUGACUAUGAAUGUACCAGAAUGAAAAGAGCAAGUCAAAAUUAGUGUGGCGCUAUUUUUAAAACCAGAUUUCAUUAGAAUAUAUAUAUAGGGGGAUUUGCAUGCAUGGAAUCGAGUCAUGACAAGCAUGCAAAAUUCCCAUACAUUUCCUAUUAAUUUUUCUGCUUUUAGAAACGACCCUAUAAUAGUGCCACAGUUUUGAAAAUUUACGCCCGUAUUCUAAAAGCUCACUCACACUCAAUGAGUGGAGGUUUAAUCUGAGCUUCUCUGAGUGUCAAUGUUGUUCUUGAAUAGCUGGAGAGGGAGUAGUCACUGAAUAAGGUAUGACACUAACCCUCCAGCUAUUCAAAAACAGCAAUGACACGCGGGGGAAGCUCACAUUGAACUUCCACUAGCUCUUUGAGUGUGAGUGAGCUUUAAGAAUACAGGUGUUAGUGUCGUAACUUACUAUGUGGCUACUAACCUUCCAGCUAUUCAAAAACAGCAUGACGCUCGAGAGAAGCUCAGAUUGAACCUCCACUCAUUGAGUGCGAGUGAGCUUUUAGAAUACGGGCGAUAGCCUCGACAUUUUGUACACUUAUUAACUUUGGUCUGCUGUUUUCAUUCAGUAUUGUAUUAUAUAGAGUGCUAACGUUGAAUUGAAAUUUACUCAAAACGUGACGAAGUUCUGUUACAUGUAAAAAAAAGCACAUACAAUUGGCUCUAAAAUUUCUUCUUAGUCCAAUUUUAUCUCCGAUCAAUCAAAUCAUCUUUCAUACCAGGCCUUGUGGGAGAUAUAUAGGUUUUACACUGUAUAUGUACCUCCUCCGCAGGCCCUCGUUGCGUCAUGGGAAGGUCACGAUUUCGAGAGGGCCUGCGGAAUCUUGUAAAAAAAAUGGCGCUGGCGUCACGUCAGCAAGUAAAUUUCUACAUAAUCUUGGAUAUAAACAGAUAUAAAAAAGCGGCGUGAAACUUAUAAAUUAAACUGGCGACUCUUAGGACGUGGAAGGAAGCAUUUUUUAACGAUAAGGUUUGCUGUCUACACCAAUGUUGCACAAAUAAAACUGCCUUCUUUAACGAGGCAGGUUCAAAACAACAUUUAUUCAUUUUACAAGAUUCCGCAGGCCCUCGCCAGAUCGUGACCUUCCCAUGACGCAACGAGGGCCUGCGGAGGAGGCAGAUCUUGAUACGCGGAAAAGUACUGGCACUAGUUGUCAAAUAGAAAUCCAUUUUAUGAUUAAAACAACUGAAUAUCUCCUGUAAUAUACUUUCUUUCGAUUCCAUAUUUUUGUCAGAGCUAUAGUUCUCAUAACCAAACAUAAUUACAAAAUUUCAACUAGUUUCAUAAAGAAUAACGAAAGAUAUAAUUGACUGAAUACAUCAAAAUGGAUUUCUAUUCGGACAACCCUUUCUGAGCGCUGAUUGGCUAAAAUACGAACACGAGAUCACCUGGUACCUAUACUUAAUUGUGGUUUUGAAUUGGUUGGGCCGGGAAAGGUCACUUGAUAUGAGCCGAAAUGCAAGUAUGUAGUAGAUACAUUCGUGAGUUCUGCAUACAUACGAGUUCCGCAUACAUACAUAUUUGCUGAAACCAAUAGGCAAUUCCAGCUUUUAGUUUAUGCCUGCAGGGAAUGUUGGGAAGUAAGGUAUCGUAUUGCUGAUUAUGCCGAAAAAUUUCAAUAAAAACUGCCGAAAUAUUUCAAUAUUUACAAGUAUAAGCUAUCACUCCGUGUUUACACGGCCGCCAUUUUUAUUUUUUCAGCAUAAUCAGCAAUGUGAUACCUUACUUCCCACCGUCCCCUGCACGCAUAAACUAAAAGCUGGAAUUGCCUAUUACUUGCUAAAUUGUGACUAGAAAUUGUGACUUAAUAUCAUGAUCAAACGAGGAUGAGAGUUGGCAUGAGCUUGGUUAGCUGUUCUUAAUGCUUUCCCAACACUAUCAUGUAUUUUAUUUAAGUUGAAACAUAGUUGGAACACUCAUUGAACCUUUAUUACUUAAUCUAGAGCUUGAAAUGUCCCCCGUACAAAGCAUGACUACGAACUCUUAUCCUCGUUUUCCCAUCCCAUAAUCUACAGUUGUUUGAAGUAUUUUGAAUAAUUUUUAAAUAUUUGUUUUCCCAGAUGACGGGUGAGUCAAGGACAAUACCAGCAGGAAAUGGUAAUGCAUGUUGUUGAUAUUUUCUUUAUAAUGUUCUCGUAAUGAUCUCUCAGUUUAUUCAUUCAAGUUUAAAGAGGAACGAGAGCUUGCAUGAGAGUUUUCUCAACUCUCAUGCGCUGGUCAAACGAGAACAAGAGUUACAUCAGAAUUGGUGAGAGUUGAGAAGCGAGAGUUUGCAUGAGAGUUUUCUCAACUCUAAUGCGCCGGUCAAACGAGAACAAGAGUUACAUCAGAGUCGAGAAGAGAGGGUUUGCAUGAGAGUUUUCUCAACUCCCAUGCGCCGGUCAAACGAGAACAAGAGUUACAUCAGCGUUGAUGAGAGUUGAGAAGCGAGAGUUUGCAUGAGAGUUUUCUCAACUCUCAUGCAACUCUUGUUCUCGUUUGACCAGGGCAUGAGAGUUGAGAAAACUCUCAUGCAAACUCUCGCUUCUCAACUCUCAUCAAUGCUGAUGUAACUCUUGUUCUCGCGAGAAUUUGCAUGAGAGUUUUCUCAACCCUCACGUCCCGGUCAAACGAGAACGAAAAUUGCAUCAGAGAUCGACUUUCAUCAAAAUUUGAACCAGCUCAAACGUGAGCGAGACUAACAUCAACGCUCGUUUGACCGUGGUGUUUUCGACAAAUUAAAAUUGAUCAAUCACAUUUAGUUAACAUUUAUACCAAAAGUGGUAAAGUCAGUAAUGACUAAUGGUCAUUGUCGGAACAUAAAAGCAGUCAUUACAGGACUCCAAGUGCUGCGUUAUCAAAUCAUUGUUUAUAUUCUCUGCCGCUACAGUGAACAAACUAACAACAUUGUCACUCCUUGAUGACAAUAUUGCUAUAUGGCCUGUUAGGAACGCACUUUGUUGACAAGAUCUGAGGUUUUUACUCAUCAAAUUUUUCUUUGUUACAGAGCAAUCUUCAAAUCCAUUCACCGCAACUGUUCGUAGCAACUUUCAUAUCGAGGUACAUAUAUAUAAGGCUUGAAAAUUGUUGUGUUGAAUUUGGUUG